AUGAAAGAAAACGAAAGGAAAUGUUACAAGUGUGGAUGUUCUCCUGCUCAUGAUCGUAACAUCACCUUGCAUCGUUUUCCUAAACCUGGGAGAACAAAUAGCGUACGAUGUGAAUUAUGGGCGAAUGGAUCUGUGACUGCACAUAGGCUGUCAGUUCUUAUAAAGGAGGUUCUGCAACAUUGUUUUGAUGCUGGAAUUAAUAUUUCAGCUACAGUGUGUGAUAUGGAUGGUGUGAAUAAGAGAGCUUUAAGUAUCUUGGGAGCAUCUGUAGAACAGCCAUAUAUUCUGCUAAAUAAUCGAGAAGUGGUUACCAUUUUUGAUACUCCACAUUUGCUCAAAUGCUUUAGAAAUAUGUUUUUAAAAUAUGACAUUAAAUGUCCAACAAAUAUAACAUCAAAUGAUCAAAUUGGAUUUGGUGUUGCUAAAUGGAGCCAUAUAAAGGAGUUUUAUGAAACAGAUAACACCAAUCCCAAUUUUGUGUUUGCACCGUGCUUAAAACAAGAACAUUUAAAUCCAAAUACGAAGCAGAAGAUGAAGGUGAAGCUAGCUGCACAAGUGUUAAGCCACUCAGUUGCUGCAGGAAUGUAUGCUAAAAUUUCACAAGGGGAACUCUCUUCAGAGGCUGUCACUACAGCUAAUGUUAUUGCAAAUAUGGACAAGCUGUUUGAUUGUGUCAACGCAUGCACACCAGACCUAAGAAGGGGGAAACCAUAUUCGACAAACAUGACAAAUAAUACACCACAUCUCACACAUUUCACUUUAAUGAAGAAAUUUUUUAAAGAAAUGACGUUUUUGGGAUGCAAACGAGCUCCUCCAUCCCAAGAAGGUUGGAUAUGGUCCAUCAAUGGAAUAGAACGAAUUUGGAGAAAUCUCAGUUCUAAACAUAAAUCAAUAAAAAGUUUGGAAACAAGAAGGCUCCAGCAGGACCCCUUAGAAAAUCUUUUUGGAUGCAUUCGGGCCAAUUGCGGCUGCAAUUCAAAUCCCACUGCUGGGCAGUUUGUUGCGGGUCUUAAAACGGCUGUCCUUAGCAACUUAUCUUUUAUUGGGACAGGAAAUUGUGAAGAAGACCAAAAUCAAGUUAUAUUGACAAAUUUUAAAUCUUUAUUAUCUCCACCCACAGACACACAGACUGCUUAUGCCACAAUUUUAACCGAUGAGUUAGAAGAAAGUGUAAAUUCUACAUUUGAAUGUAGCUUGGAAGAAAGCAGUGGCGAAAUACAAGCAUGUGCCUAUGUCUGUGGGUUUAUAGUAAAAAAUAAUCUCAACAAAUGUGAAAUUUGUAAAAAAAUUUUUGUAUCUGAGACACAAGAGAGAUCACAUACUUUUAUUGACUUUAAAGAAUAUAGUGAUCUAAAAAAGUCCCUUAAAUACGCCUCUAAAAACCUCAUUAACUGUAUUGAAAGUAGUGCUACGAUGAUUUAUGAUUUUUUAGAGGCAGAAGCAUAUAAAAAAAAAUUAAAAGGGACAAUUAAAGUUUUGUUAAAAAACUCAAUAAAUUGGGAGUUUCUCGAUGAAUGUCCAGAACAUAAAGAUAUGAAUAUAGAUUACUUAUUUAAUAGCGUAUUUCACAUUUGUAUGAAGAGAUUUUGUAUUUUGAAAAAUCGGCAAUUUGCAGAAGAAUACUCUGCAUCUGCUCUUAAAAGAAAAAUUGAUAUCCUGCAGAAUAAAUAA
This is a messenger RNA of Parnassius mnemosyne (clouded apollo), 1671 nucleotides long. The record is from the annotation of a GenBank genome assembly. NCBI's taxonomy places the organism in Eukaryota, Metazoa, Arthropoda, Insecta, Lepidoptera, Papilionidae.